Messenger RNA from Owenia fusiformis, 663 nucleotides. Lineage: Eukaryota; Metazoa; Annelida; Polychaeta; Sabellida; Oweniidae. The record is from the annotation of a GenBank genome assembly.
AACGAAAUGAAGUUAGCUAUAGUAGGUAGCAGUUUAGUUGGAAAUGUUUUUAAUGCUAAUCCCAAAUGGAAAUUUAAAUCUAAAACAAAAAUAACAUGGCACUUUAAGCCCGGAGGUCACAUUGAUGAUUUAGAUUAUUCAACAGUGAAUUUUAAAACCCUUAGACCCAACAUUGUGUUCUUGCAAACCGCGGGUAAUGAUUGUUCUGACGCUGGAAAAAAUUACUCCAAAUCAAUCAAUUUUCACAUUUCAACUAUAACAGAGAACUAUUUAAAGGCCAUUUCCAUCAUUCAAAAGAAACUUUCUGAGAAAAAUGUAAUUUUAGUUGGAAAAAUUCUGAAUAGAUCAUAUCAUUGGAAACAUUUAAAGCACAAAAAUGAUGUUGAACGUACCAAUAUAAUCAUUAAUGGCGUCAACAAAGAACUUCAUCAACAGCAAAAUUUUCAUGACUUUAUUUUCUGGCGAUCAAGAGGAUUGGAGGAUGUAGUUACAAGUGGACUUUUAAAGAGCGAUGGUACUCACUUAAAUUAUCAAGGCCUAUCAAAGCAUAAGAAGGCAAUUAAAUACGCAUUUAUCCAUGCAUUGGGUAUAUUAGAUAGUUAAGUAAGUAUCUAAUUGUUUUUAAUAUUGAAUACAAAUAGUUCAAAGUAUCUUAAAAGCAGU